CUCUGACCCCUCUCCCGCUCCCGCUCCGCUCAGCGGGGCCGAGCCCGGGCCGCCGGGCCAGGCUCGCCAUGGAGGUGGAAGAGGCGUUCCAGGCGGUGGGGGAGAUGGGCAUCUACCAGAUGUACUUGUGCUUCCUGCUGGCCGUGCUGUUGCAGCUCUACGUGGCCACCGAGGCCAUCCUGAUCGCCCUGGUGGGGGCCACACCCUCGUACCACUGGGACCUGGCAGAGCUCCUGCCCAAUCAGAGCCACAGCAACCAGUCAGCAGGGGACGACCGUGCACUCGGGGACUGGCUGCUCACGGCCAAUGGCAGCGAGGUCCGGAAGCACGUGCACUUCAGCGGCAGCUUCACCUCCAUCGCCUCUGAGUGGUUUUUAAUUGCCAACAGAUCUUACAAAGUCAGUGCAGCGAGCUCUUUCUUCUUCAGUGGUGUGUUUGUGGGAGUCAUCUCCUUUGGUCAGCUUUCAGAUCGCUUUGGAAGGAAAAAGGUCUAUCUCACAGGUUUUGCUCUUGACAUCUUAUUUGCUAUUGCAAAUGGGUUUUCCCCUUCGUAUGCCAUCUUUGCAAUAACUCGCUUCCUGGUGGGCGUGAUGAACGGAGGAAUGUCGCUGGUGGCUUUCGUCCUGCUGAACGAAUGUGUGGGCACCGCCUACUGGGCACUCGCAGGGUCGAUCGGUGGCCUCUUCUUCGCGGUCGGCAUUGCCCAGUAUGCCCUGUUGGGGUACUUCAUCCGCUCCUGGAGGACCCUCGCCAUUCUGGUGAACCUGCAGGGAACGGUGGUCUUCCUUCUGUCUUUAUUCAUUCCUGAAUCACCUCGUUGGUUAUACUCCCAGGGUCGACUGAGUGAGGCUGAAGCAGCUCUGUACCUCAUUGCCAGGAGGAACCGCAAGCUCAAGUGUACGUUCUCACUAACCUACCCGGCCAGCAGGAGCCACAGAGAGACCGGAAGCUUCCUGGAUCUGUUCCGUUACCGCAUCCUCUUGGGGCACACGCUGACCCUGAUGUUCAUCUGGUUCGUGUGCAGCUUGGUGUAUUACGGCCUCACUCUGAGUGCAGGGGAUCUCGGCGGAAAUAUUUAUGCCAACCUGGCCCUGUCUGGCCUCAUAGAGAUUCCGUCUUACCCUAUCUGCAUCUACUUGAUUAACCAGAAAUGGUUUGGUCGGAAGCGGACAUUAGCGGCAUUUCUGUGCCUAGGAGGACUGGCUUGUCUUAUUAUAAUGUUUCUUCCAGAAAAGAAAGACACAGGUGUGUUUGCAGUGGUGAAUAGCCAUUCCUUGUCUCUGCUCGGGAAGCUGACGAUCAGCGCGGCCUUUAACGUGGUGUACAUCUACACCUCUGAGCUGUACCCCACGGUCAUCAGGAACGUUGGGCUUGGAACUUGUUCUAUGUUCUCCCGAGUUGGUGGGAUUAUUGCUCCCUUCAUCCCCUCACUGAGAUAUGUGCAGUGGUCUUUACCCUUCAUUAUCUUUGGAGCCACCGGCCUGACUUCCGGCCUCCUGAGUUUAUUAUUGCCGGAAACCCUUAACAGCCCAUUGCUAGAGACAUUUUCUGACCUUCAGGUGUAUUCAUAUCGGAGACUGGGGGAGGAAGCGUUGUCCUUACAGACCUUGGAUCCCCCGCAGUCUGAGGACAAGGAUGACACUGUAGGCAGUGAGAGUGAGGAAGAGGAAGAGUUCUUCGAUGCGGACGAAGAAACCCAGAUGAUUAAGUGAAGUGGCCCGGGAUCCUGCGUCACAAGCAGACAAUCUCCUCGCCUCUGGCGAAGGCAGGCUUUCCCGGGAAGCGUCGGGAGUCGUGGAAGUACAGGCUUGCACACACACGGGAGAUCCUCAGCACGGCUCGUUUUUUUCAGGCGCAAAGGAAGAUGGAGAAGAGAUUUCGUGAGGACAUCACUGUACUGAGCGAGUAGUCGUUCAUUAGUCGGCAGUUCAGGCUCAUUUCUGAACCAUGACUUCUGGCCAGAGAGCUCCAAUCCACAUGCCAAAGUGGAAAGCUAAUUUGUUUCUGGAAGUCUGAUCGUGUUGCUUAUCCUUGAUCAUGCCUAAAGGCAGACAUAUAAAAUUCCUUCUGCCCUCUUAGUGGGAUAAGAUAAACCAUCCUUAAGAUUUCAUCCUAAUACCAUAUUUGACAUCUGCCCCUUAUCAUUUGUGCCUCACCAGGAAUCUCUCCAGGCCGACUGGUGUUCGCAUUCCAGUUUCAUGCCAGAGGAAAAGCACUGAGAGGACAUUGUGUGUGGCCCAAGGCCUCCAGCUUUCCCCUAACUGAUGAGAGGUGGGUCCACCCCGCUCGCUUCCCAGGCUCAGGAUUGGCUUGAGUACCCUGUGUCUUGAGCCCCACAGACGAUCCAACUGUACCGAAGCGAUUUUUCUCAGAGCCAGAGGUGUGGCUGCAGCUCCCGCUCACUCCCUUUGACAGGCAGCUUGUGUCACUUCCUCCGUUCUGACUUGGGCACAUCUCCAGAAACUGGUCCAUCUCAGAUUCCAGUACCAGCAAUCACUUCAGAACUGGGCUCACUAAGGGAUGAAGCUUCGUGAAGGUAGAGGGCAGCCGCAGAGUGACAGACAUGUCAAGCAUUUGAAAAGGGGCAGCUUUUAUAAGGAAGAAAAGAAAAUGAUCUGUCGCGGGUUUUCGUUCUGUUUUCCGCGUUGUACAAUGAGGCACUUGGGCAACCGCUAAGAACUUGAACACUUCUAAUUCCAGGUCAGUCCCUACCUCUGUGUCAGAGUGGAAAGCAAGUAAUUUCAUAGGAAGUGUGAUUUUUUUCAUGAAGUACUGCCAACUUUCAAAUAAGUCUGUCACACAUGGUUUUCUAAAAUCAUAUGCUGAAAGGACCUGUUUCCCUCAAAACUUGAAUGCUAUCUCAAGUAGGAGUGUUACCUGGAGUCAACAGGUUUGUGCAAUAUGGCUUUAGGCCACUUUCCCAACCAGGAACUUUACUGUGUCUUCAGAAUUUCCCAUUUUAUUAACUCGGAGAAAGAAGUUGCACUGAAGUUAAAGAGAAGACGUCAUGGGGCCUGCUUCUGGAAAUCUCGGAGACAUCACCCCCAGCUGGCUCUGACACUUCCCCAACUGCUUCCACAUUAACCUCUUGGUUUACACUCUAUCAGUCUGUACCUUUGUAUUGGUUAAAGUAUUUUUAUGUCCUUUAUGCCUUUGAUGAUAUUUUGAGCUCUUCAUACAUAGGGGCCAUCUCUUCUGCUGUUUGUUUCUCUCUGAUGUGUCCAGAAGAAUAUGGGCCUAGACACAGUAAGGACCUAAUAAAUAUUGCUGUUUCUAACCAAGAAAA
Enhydra lutris kenyoni (northern sea otter) is the source of this 3286-nucleotide messenger RNA. Its product is annotated as solute carrier family 22 member 15. The record is from RefSeq and is a predicted model, not a curated record. The transcript has 12 exons. Lineage: Eukaryota; Metazoa; Chordata; Mammalia; Carnivora; Mustelidae. Gene Ontology annotation, biological process: transmembrane transport. Gene Ontology annotation, molecular function: transmembrane transporter activity. Bases 69 to 1712 code for a protein of 547 amino acids. Gene Ontology annotation, cellular component: membrane.